Sinocyclocheilus grahami is the source of this 987-nucleotide messenger RNA. RefSeq names its product odorant receptor, family 40, subfamily A, member 1 (gene or40a1). Gene Ontology annotation, molecular function: G protein-coupled receptor activity; olfactory receptor activity. The coding region runs from base 1 to 987 and encodes 328 amino acids. Gene Ontology annotation, cellular component: plasma membrane. NCBI's taxonomy places the organism in Eukaryota, Metazoa, Chordata, Actinopteri, Cypriniformes, Cyprinidae. The transcript has a single exon. Gene Ontology annotation, biological process: G protein-coupled receptor signaling pathway. The record is from RefSeq and is a predicted model, not a curated record.
AUGAAUUUUUCAGUUGCUUUCAGCAAUGGAACAAAUUAUUUCAAUGGGGGUUUUUAUUUAACUGCCUUCCGCAAUUUGGAAAAUAAAAACUACCUCAUUUUGGCCUUGGCGAUCAUCUACAUUAUCACCUUGCUGGGUAACCUUGUUCUUCUGGCUGUCGUCCUAAUGAACUCCAGCUUACAGAACCCCAAGUAUCUUGCUGUAUGUAAUCUAGCCAUUGUUGACAUUUCAAUGAAUAGUGUUAUUAUUCCUCAGAUGGUGCCUGUUUUUGCAUUCAAUCAGAAUUAUGUUUCAUUUGGAGCAUGUUUUUCCCAAAUGUUCUUCAUGCAUUUUUUUGGUGACAUGGAAUCUUUCUCUCUUGCUCUUUUGGCAUAUGACCGUCUGAUUGCUAUCUGCUGGCCUCUGCGUUACUCUACAAUAAACACCAACCUGAGGAUGCUGCUCAUAAUAGUAGGGAUUUGGUCUCUGGUUGUUCUGCUUGAGAUUUUCCCAGUUUUUUUUGCAGCCAGACUCCCUUACUGUGGCUCCAGAGAGGUACAGAGCUGCUGUUGUGAACAUGGCCCGGUCUAUAGGUUGGCUUGUACGGACACCUCUUACAACCGACAACUGGCUACAGCUAAGACUCUGACUGUUUUACUAGGCCCUUUGACUUUUAUUAUUUUCACCUAUGUGAUUGUAGUGGUUGCUGUGACACGGAUUGCAUCCAUGUCACAGCGUUGGAAGGCCUUCCACACCUGUCUCACUCACCUGCUGCUGGUCCUGCUCUAUUAUAUGCCUGUCAUUCUAGCAUAUAUACUAGGGAACCUGCGAUUAGUUCAGAAUGUGGAUCUUUUCACAGCAAUUCUGACGGUUUCGGUUACCCUUCCUCCAAUGCUGAACCCCAUCAUCUACAGCUUAAAGACUGAUGAACUCAGAGACAAGAUAGUCAAGCUUCUGGGAAGGCCAAAAGUGACACAACAGAUUAUUAAAAAUAGGGCCAAUGGUUAA